Molecule: messenger RNA, 3069 nt
Organism: Protopterus annectens (West African lungfish)
Lineage: Eukaryota; Metazoa; Chordata; Ceratodontiformes; Protopteridae
Product: lysophosphatidic acid receptor 6-like
Exons: 1
Coding region: 205-1221 (338 amino acids)
Biological process (GO): G protein-coupled receptor signaling pathway
Cellular component (GO): membrane
Molecular function (GO): oxysterol binding; G protein-coupled receptor activity
Source: RefSeq, a predicted model, not a curated record
UGUUAACAGCUACUUCAGAAGACAACAUGAAUGUAAACUGUGAGUCCAUGAGGUUUAAGUUUGGAAAAAAACUCUUCAACAUGUAUCUGCCUGUAAUCCUCCAAUGCUUUAUGAUUUGAUUUCAUAUGCAUCAUUACCUCUGCAAUAGUGAAAGCGCUGAUCUGCUGACUGUGUGAAUCACUAGUGACGUUCUAGACUGCUGAUAUGGUACUGCUGGGCACAUUUAACUACACAGCCAACUCAACAAAUGAGGGGUGCAGCUCUGCUAACUUCCAGUAUGACCUAUUCAAACUAGUUUACAGCAUUGUGUUUGUCCUUGGUUUGAUUGGCAACAUGAGUGCUCUUUGCAUACUCCUGCUCAAAGUAAAACGUCGAGGCCCAACACAGGUGUACAUCAUCAACCUUGCUGUGGCAGACAUCAUCUUCAUUUCCACUUUACCAUUUAAAAUUCACUACCAUCUGAAGAAGAAUGACUGGAUAUUUGGAGAUAUAAUGUGCAGGAUUACCGGUUCACUGUUCUUCAUAAACAUCAACAUCAGCAUUGCAUUCAUGACAUGCAUUUGUAUCGAUCGAUAUAUUGCUGUAGUUCACCCUUUCAAAUAUAUUAACAUCAGGAAGAAGAAUUAUGCCAUCAUAGUAUCUUUGUUUGUUUGGGCUCUAGCUAUAGGCAUUAUGGUGGCCCUUACGACUGAGGGCCCAUUACACAACUCGUUCAACAACCAGACGAGCUGCUUUGAAAACUUCAGUACUGAGAGCUGGAGCCAACGGAUGUCAGUCUAUAACAUACUUGCUCUGUCUUUUGGCUUUGUGAUACCAUGCAUUAUAAUUACAAUAUGUUACCCACUGAUUGCCAAGCGUGUAUCUCGGAUGAAAAGCAUCCGUAAGAAUAAGGCUUUGAAAAUCAUAUAUCUGAUUCUUGCCAUGGCAUUUGUAUGCUUCCUUCCAUAUCAUAUUACACAUCUACUACACUUCCUGGUAAGACUGCAGAUUAUAAGCAACUGUGCAAUUUCUAAUGUCAUCUAUAAAAUGCGGAGAAUUACUUUAGCUCUAAUAAGUUUCAAUAGCUGUCUAGAUCCCAUACUGUACUACUUUGCUACUGCUAGUCCUAGGUUUUCAGUAUCUUACUUCCUUCCUUCAAGGAAAAAGAAAAUUUAUACCAUAUAUGACAGACACCUAACAGAAUGCAGUUUCAAAUCCAGAACAAAAAAUAGAACUGAAUAAGGCAUAUAAACAUGCUUUUGUAUUAUUAUCAUUUUAUUAUCUACUAUGCCAAAUUUGUAAUGUAAAAUCUCAUUUUUCAGAGUUUGUUUUGCCAGACCAUGCAUUUUGUUUGUGCUCACCUUUUGAGGUAAAGGACUGCGGUGCAGUUCUAAACCUGGGAUCUCCUGGCCGAAAGAACAAACCUCUUGUAUGACACUGCAUUGUUCUGAAAUAUGCCAAAUUCAAGCUGCAUAUAAUAUCGAGACAUAUAAAGUUUUAAGGAACAAUAACAUCGAAUGAGUAAGAUUUCAUGUUUUCUUGGGAUGGGUGUGUUAAAAUUAAGGAGACUCUUAGCUAAUAAUGCAUUGUUACUGCAAACACAAAAUGCGUAGUUGGGUUUAAGAGAUUAACUUUAUGGGUCAGUUUUUGUAGAGAAUUUCAUGAACAAAUGACAUCAGGUACACCCCACAGGAAUAUAAUGUCCACAAAGGCAACACGUAUAUGUUACAACAAUUACACAAACUAUGAGUCCUCAUAGCAAAUAAGGCAGAAUAGCCAACAUUUUUUUAAACAUAUGACCAACUACAAUGAAAAAGAGAAAAGGUAUUCUGUGACUUAAUGUACAGAAUACAGUGUUACUAAAGUUUGAAAUUAUGCUGAUUUUAUGAACUAAAUUAUAAAAGUUAGUGAUCCAUGUACAUAAUUAAUUUUUAUACUUAGCUUAAUACCAAAUAAAUUAAUAAAAAUACUAAUUAAAUACAAACCUUAUCUAAAAAGAAAUUUCAGGGAGUCUCAACAACUAUAACAAACAGGCCCUGUCACUUUUCAGUGACCGCACUGGUUGUGAUCUUUUUCUGUUUUGUUUUUAAAGAGAAAAACCCUAAUGGCUGACAAAAGAGACAGGUCCAUAGAUUUCAUUAAGGAUGUUUUCAAAUGCUCUUUUUCUUGACAAAUUAAUUUACAUACACAAUAAAAGUGAGCACCUGAUUAGAGUGGAAGCAAACAGGACCUGUUAUGAUGUGGAAAUAUUUUCAGAUGUGCAGACCACAUGGACAAUUCAGCAGUUUUGCUUCUGGUUACAGGUCAAGAACUUGGGGUCAUAUGUAUUAAAAAGCAAGCAGCUUAAAUGUACCAUUUAUGAGCAAAAGUAAAACCCUAUGAACAACUGCUAGCUAUCAAAACAAAGCCUAGUACUGGAGAGGAUAAAACUGAUAACAUACACAUUCCUGAAUGUGGCUGGCCAAAUCCAACAAUAUCAGCCCUGGAACUGAGCAUAAACAGGAAUUAUAGUUCUGGAGAUGUGCUGAGAUAAAAACAUCCUAGUGGAUGUCUUUUUGUUGCACUAAAUAAUAUUACAAUUCCUGAAAGAAAGCAGUGCAAAAUCUGAGGAAAAAAGACCAGACAUUAGAUGUAAAUCAAAGUGUUCUGGAAGAAAAUAAAUCAAUAAAAAUGGGUACAGGUCAUUGUUCAGAGCCUGAUGGUUGUGGGUACAGGUCAUUGUUCAGAGCCUGAUGGUUUUGGGUACAGGUCAUUGUUCAGAGCCUGAUGGUUGACAGGUGAAUACAUAUUUUCACGCAAAGCACAGAGGGUGCUUUGUAUUUCACAAAUUUUGCACCUAGUAAGAAUAACAAGUCCAUAGUAACACCACUGUGCUCUUUAGCUACAAACACAUUUGUCUGCAGGGAUGCAUUUGCGGUGCCUCCUGAAAACCACAACGUCCUCUUACAGCACAUUUUCCAUUACGUAACUCAAAAGGAGCAUAUUCAGUUGUACCUGUAACCACUGCUGAAAUUUCUGUUUGACAGUUUUUUUUCUUUCACUGCAAUAAAAAUGAAAAUAAGUCUAUUAUUAAAUAUCUUUGUAGUAAGA